Aspergillus chevalieri is the source of this 1896-nucleotide messenger RNA. RefSeq names its product glycoside hydrolase family 32 protein. The transcript has 2 exons. Gene Ontology annotation, molecular function: sucrose alpha-glucosidase activity. The record is from RefSeq and is a predicted model, not a curated record. NCBI's taxonomy places the organism in Eukaryota, Fungi, Ascomycota, Eurotiomycetes, Eurotiales, Aspergillaceae. Gene Ontology annotation, biological process: sucrose catabolic process. Bases 1 to 1896 code for a protein of 631 amino acids.
AUGAAGCGCACGACUGCAGCUGAGCUUCUUGCCGUGAGCUGGGCAGGUGUUGCUGCCGCUCUCGACUACAACGCACCGCCGGGUAACCUGUCCAACCUUCCUAACUCGACGCUUUUCGAAACAUGGAGGCCCAAAAUUCACGUCCUCCCACCAACUGGCCAGAUUGGCGACCCAUGCGCACACUAUAGUGACCCUGAAACCGGUCUGUUCCACGUUGGCUACCUGCACAACAGCAGUGGAAUUGCUGCUGUUCAGACAAAUGACCUUGUGCACUACUAUGAUGUGAACAAGAAUGGCAAUUACUCCAUCACUUCUGGUGGUGCAAAUGACCCUGUCGCUGUGUUUGAUGGCUCUGUCAUUCCCAGUGGCAUCAAUGGCAAGCCGACACUGAUCUAUACCUCGGUUUCGUCGCUUCCCAUUCAUUGGACCCUUCCGUAUACUCGGGGAAGCGAGUCUCAGUCCCUGGCUGUUACUUCUGAUGGUGGAAAUUUUACCAAGCUCGACAUCCCGCCUGUGAUCCCUGAGCCUCCUGCGGGCUUGGAUGUUACUGCUUUCCGUGACCCAUUUGUCUUCCAGAACAGCGAACUGGAUCGAACCCUUAACAGCGCCAAGGGCACUUGGUAUGUCACUGUCUCUGGCGGCGUUCAUAAUGUCGGUCCUGGUAUCUUUCUUUACCGCAGCAAGAGCUCCAACUUUGAGCAGUGGGAGUACCUCGGGGAAUGGUUCAAUGCGCCUUCCAACUCGACUUGGGGUAACGGCGACUGGGCCAAGGUUUAUGGAUUUAACUGGGAAACUGCCAACGUGUUUGGUCUUGAUAGACAGGGAUAUAACUACAACGGCGAGUCCUUUAUGACUUUUGGUGUGGAAGGCUCUUACAUUCCUAUCCAGAAGGCCGUGUCCUCUUUGCAUGCUCAGCUAUGGGCAGCUGGCAAUGUCUCGACCGUUAAUGGCGAUGUGACUUUCAACCCUAGCAUGGUUGGUGUUCUUGACUGGGGCUUGUCUGCAUAUGCUGCGGCUGGAAAGGUCCUCCCCAGCACAUCUAAAGCCUCGUCGAGCAGCGGUGCGCCAGACCGCUUCAUCUCUUAUGUCUGGUUGACUGGAGACCUGUUCGAAGCAGUUAAGGACUUUCCCAAGGCGCAGCAGGGAUGGCAAAGCACUCUUCUUCUACCGCGUGAGCUGAACGUGCACACCAUUCCCAAUGUGGUGAACAAUGGUCUCAUCCAUGACACUGCCUCCUGGCGCGUGGCCAGCAACUUCUCCGCUGGCAACUGCGUCGAGCUCGAAACUCUGGGCGUGAACAUCGCGCGCGAGACCUACAACGCCAUGACUGCUGCUCCGUCCUUUUCGGAACCGAACCGUAAACUCUCAAAGACCGGCGUUGUCCCCUUCGACCGCUCUCCCAACAGCAAGUUCUUCGUCCUCAACGCCCAGAUCUCCUUCCCGCAGUCUGCGCGUAACUCUGGCCUCAAGUCUGGCUUCCAGAUCCUCUCAUCAGAACUCGAGUCAACUACUAUCUACUACCAGUUCUCGAAUGAGUCGAUUGUUAUCGAUCGCUACAGCACCAGCGCUGCCUCGCAGACCACUCCUGGAAUCAACGCGGAUCCUGAGUCUGGACGUUUGCGUCUGUUCGACAUCAACGAAAGUUGCAGAAGUAAUGGCAAAGGCAAGAACGAGCACAUGGAAACCUUGGACCUUACCAUCGUGGUCGACAACUCUGUUCUCGAAGUUUAUGCCAACUCGCGCUUCGCGCUAUCUACUUGGGCUCGUUCUUGGUACGCCAACUCCACUGAAAUCCGCUUCUUCCACGACGGCGAGGGCGAGGCCUCGUUCAGCAAAAUCCAAGUUUCGGACGGCUUGUACGAUGCUUAUCCCGACAGGUCGCAGUAUACUGUUUGA